AUGACCCACGCCCUCCUUUCUCUACUUGUCCUUGGCACGUACGUCAAUGCGCAUUCCUGGAUCGAGCAGCUCACUGUGAUCGCGCCAAAUGGUACUUUCAUAGGCGAGCCGGGAUACGCUCGAGGGAACGUACUCCGCACGGCACCUGGAUUCAGUGACCCAACCAUGGUGAACUUGAUUCCACCCAACACACAGCAGAAUGUCACAGUAGUGAUGCCGACUACGAAGAUGUGCAAAGACACCCAAGAUACCUACAACCAGACAAAAGGGAGUCCACGUCUCCAAGCCAGCGCUGGCGCUGCAGUCGCUCUCCGCUACCAAGAAAAUGGACAUGUCACUCUGCCUCAGAACCAACCCGGUAAACCCAAGAAUCGCGGGACGAUCUAUGUGUAUGGAACAACCCAGCCAAAAAAGGACGAGACUCUGCUCAACGUUCAUGGAAAAUGGAAUCGAGAGGGCACCGGUGGUGACGGCUCUGGUGUCCUAUUGUCCAAGCAGAACUUUGACGACAGCCGUUGCUAUCAAAUCAACUCUGGCGAGAUUUCCACUACUAGACAGAAAGAGUAUCCGCAUCAAGCCAACCAACUGAUGGGGGCAGACCUCUGGUGUCAACAAGAUAUUCAGUUGCCCUCCAACGCUCCAACCGGCAAGCCUUACACGCUUUACUGGGUAUGGGACUGGCCCACCUUACCAGGAGGUGACCCAACUUAUCCCGACGGAAAGCAAGAGAUCUACACCACCUGCAUGGAUAUCGACGUGGUGGAAUCACCAAAUAGUCAGACAAAAUCCAGCUUCAAAUACGCGGUCGGCCAAGAUCUGAACAGCGCCUCGAUUCAGUCAGAGUUUGAAGAUCUAGAGAAUGCAUCUGAUCCCCAGCCUGCUGGCUCCGCUUCUUCGGCUUCCCUCGCCUCUGCUGUCUCUCCUGCGUCUUCCACGCUCUCUAAAGAUCCGACAAGUGCCUCAGCAGGAGCCCCUACGUCAACCUAUACUGUCACCAUGACUGAGACAGCAGCUGCAACGACUGAAUGGGUGACAAAGACACAAGUCUACUACGUCUGCCCUCAAACGGCAACGCUUUCCUGA
Molecule: messenger RNA, 1083 nt
Organism: Penicillium chermesinum
Lineage: Eukaryota; Fungi; Ascomycota; Eurotiomycetes; Eurotiales; Aspergillaceae
Exons: 1
Coding region: 1-1083 (360 amino acids)
Source: RefSeq, a predicted model, not a curated record